AGUACUUUUGCCUCCUCUGUUGUCUGUCUGUCUUGUGUCCAGGAAGAAGGAAACGUCAGCAUGGGUGUUCCCUAUGAAAUACACGUACUCGGAUUGGACAUAAUUCUGUAACGUCAUGCCCCAAACACGGAAGGAGAGUACCGCUAAACGCGCGAAUACAUGAAGGCACACCAACAUGGCUGCCAGUUCCUCGCAGUCAAGUAGCGUGAAUAAACGCAAGUAUUUCAUCGAAGAUACCACAGAAAUAACUUACAGUGGCUCUUUGGAGACUCAACGUACCGCAGCAAAGAAGACUAAUGUGACCAGGUCAAUGGAAUGUGGCUCGCCAUGGUGGACCAAGGAGCAUCUGCCUGCUGCGGAAGCUCUGUGGGCCUUGACUCUCCAGUCUGCUCUGCCGUACCUGAACGAGCAGCAUUGGGAAGAAGUUCCUGAUCUUCCACAUCCAUCUGCAGCAGAGACGACAUCACAUGUGCUGGAUCAACAACACUGGUGUGACUUGAAUGGCAAGGUUCCUCCCUUCCCUGAACCAUCUCCAGUGUUCCAACACAGUCCACAUCUCCAGUUCGCCUCCUCCAAACAGACCAAAGCUAGCCCGGAGAUUUCUGACCUAUCGCUAUCCUCUCUCAUCCGUCAAGAGCACGAGGCCAACAUGGUGACGAUAAAAUCUGGCUACAAAAAAGAUCAAGCAUUUCCUCGUGCCAUCGCUGGUCCGUCACGUGUUGAAGAAGAAAGAUUAAAACAAGAUGAAAAGAGACCAACAGCACAAGUCAGUUGCUUCGGCAGUCAACCUCUGGACCACAAGGAAGGCAUCAUUGAGGAGCCAAUGGAGACUGAAGAAGACAAGGAAAAGAAGUGCAGUGACACAAAAAGAGCUGAAGAAACAUUGAAUAGCUGCCCUAUGUGCCUGCAUGUCUUCUCUGUUGGGGCCUCCCAGAUAGACCGUGAUGGCCACCUGGCUCAGUGUCUGUCAGAGAUGAAUGUGGACAUGAGCUGGUGAGCUCCAAGCAACCUGCCACACGCUACUGGGAUAAAGUGAUGUGCUUUCAUCUUGAUUUUGAAGAGCCUGCAUUCAAUCGAGACAUUCAAGUCUUCUCCAUAAUUCAGCUGCACUAUGGGCAAAUGCAACACAGUGGCCUCACUGGUCCUCCCCAGCACCAAAAUCAACUGAAACACAUCAUGCAUUAGCAUAACAUUGACAACAUAUGCUGGACAUACAUUAAUGAUGGAAGAAUUCGACUUUGCCAUUUUUUCCCCCCCCCAUAACCUUUUCAUAACUAAUGACAUUCCAACAAUUACUGAGUCUAUUUGUUAUGUGUGAUCGGUUCUGAACAUAUCUCCCUAUAAAGGGCUUAAAUGUGCUUUUCCACCGAACUGUGCUGGUAUAUGUAGCCACUGAAUAUUUCAUAAUGCUAUACUGACAUAGCUAAUGAAAUCACAUAAUCAUUAUUGUCACAGUAUCGAAACACCAGCAGUGGAUUUCUGUAUUGUAUUGUGCAGUUCUUUCAUCUAAAAAUAUGAAUUGAUAAUUUGCGUUUUGAACAUGUUGCUCCAUUCAUUUUGAUUUGACGAAGAGCAAAGGGUCAUGCAAUGUCACGAAUGUUUUAAUAAACCGUUGAACACA
Phyllopteryx taeniolatus (common seadragon) is the source of this 1621-nucleotide messenger RNA. RefSeq lists its product as uncharacterized. NCBI's taxonomy places the organism in Eukaryota, Metazoa, Chordata, Actinopteri, Syngnathiformes, Syngnathidae. The transcript is spliced from 4 exons. Gene Ontology annotation, molecular function: ubiquitin binding. Bases 176 to 997 code for a protein of 273 amino acids. The record is from RefSeq and is a predicted model, not a curated record.